AUGAAACUGGCUAUCGAGGGCGCAGAGCAGUGGGAGCUGCUCCAGGCAGCCCAUCACCUCUUCAGCCGCUCUUCCCCUCCCCGCAGCGACGAUAAGCAACGGCCGGGCACUGGGAGAGAGAAAGUCCUCCAGGCCGAGAGAGAGACGAAUCACCGAGAUUUCUUCCAGAUCGACGUUCGGAUGAUUCUCCUUGACGUUUAUCCCGACUGUGAAUUAUCGGCCGUGGAAUUCCGGCAAUGUCUUGAUGCGUUGAAGAGUCUUCUCGCAGCGUUUGAACAGUUGCUGGACGAUAGCCUGCUGUGCUCCAAUGAGAGCGAGAGUCCAGUUUUGUUGGCAGAGAAUCUGGGUAAGGACUCGGAGAAGCCGCAGAAACAGAAAGGCUUCAGAAAGCUCUUUGGCCGUUCCCCACAUUCUCGUGCAGAAAGAGAACCAAAGGGAUCGUUACAAGACUAUAUGAGAAAGCCAUCGCCACCGUUAGAUCCUCAAGCCCCGGCUUCUCUCUAUCCAAAACUGCAAAUCGUGAUGGAAAGGUGCCACAGCGGCAGUACGAAAGAUCUGGAUAGCCCAAUACGAGCUCUGGAAGACAAGGACUAUGUGGCAAUUCUUCAGGAGAUGGGUUCGUUUGUUCGGGUUGUUAGACAAGCGUACCGGUCGAAGGCGGAGCCGCGUAUCACUAUUGAUGAACCAAAGCCGCAGCGUGUCGAGGAUAAGAUUCAACAAGACGACUGUUCAGAUUCAGAUAUCCGUGAGCUUUUGCACAAUCUACAUUUGUCUCUGACAGGCUGUUUGGAGGGCUGCUGCUGGGAUCAUGUAGCAAGGCUAUACCUACCUGUUCAUCAAGCGACGGAUCCCGAACUGGAGGUAGACAUGUUCUUGUCGACAUGUCAAGAGCCCUUGAAAUGGCAAGAGGCCAAAUGUUCCGUUCGAAGCUCAGUUCAGAUAGGAAAACGAGACUCCGAAGUUAGGAACCUUUGCGAUACCAUCACUCGCUCUCAGGGCAGGAGACAAUUGUUACGUCUUCUGGCUGCUAGAGAGCAGCUGUGGGAUCGUUCUCACCAGCGGGAAAGAAGGCCAAAUCCGGAGUGGUCUCCCAUCAUCUCACUGCGUUUGUUGCUAGACAAUGGCCACCUCUUCGUGAAGAAAACUAAAAAGGAUCGCUCCAAGGUUACGCUCAAGGAGAAGAGAAUCCUUGCCGUGAUUCUUGCGCAUACCAUGUUACAGCUCUGUGAUGGUCCAUGGAUCCAGGACGCCUGGGAUGCGGGCAUGAUUUUCUUUCAGUGUGAUCCUUCCAUGGAUCGCGUGCCGAAUACACGGCAGCCAUAUAUCACAAGCUCUCUAAAAUCUCUUGAGAGGGCGCAAAAGAUGGAACCUUUUGAAGAUCGACUCCAUAAAUACCCUCUCAUCUUGGACUUUGCGCGCCUCCUUCUUGAACUCCAUCAUGGAGAGACAAUCGAGUCAACCGAGGAAGACUACGACGCGGUCACACAGGAGGAGACACCAGACACUCCAUUCUUCAUGUUGAGUCGCGUAUUGGACGAGACCUCGGAGGACAUGUACGACGACUAUCGUGCGGCCAUUGAGGCAUGUCUCGACUGUGACAAGUUCCUGCCUCCUGAAACUCUGUCUUUUGAUGAUGUUGAAUUCCGCAACUUGGUUUACAAACAUGUUGUGUCCCCGUUGGAGGAUGAACUCUUCAAUGGGUUCAAGAUCAAGAUCCACGAGCUCGAUUUUGCUACUCAGCGAGAGACAAAUGCGCCCGCCCAACAGUCAACCGCUAUCCACCUAUCACCACCUACGGUAGCACAAGCAGGAAAGCACCAAGGAAUGCAGCGGUCCCAUUCAAUUGCCGAGAGUUCCAUUACCGAGUACACUACUUCAUCAGCCGCGAUAUCGCAUUCCUCGACCACAUCUCAGACUAGUCUAACGACGCUUUCCCCCAGCAUGGAUCCCCGCGAUGCGUACAAGGUUGCAAUCAUCUGCCCGAUGGCUGUUGAAAUGGCGCCCAUUCUCGCCAUGCUUGAUCACCGACACACCAGUCCGUCGACCACGCAUGAGAGGAGCACGUAUAUUUUCGGACAAAUGAGUCAUCACAAUGUGGUCGUGGCCGUAAUGCCGGAGACUGGAACCAACAGCGCCGCCUUUGUAGCGAAUCAGCUGCAGAACGAUUUCCCGUACCUCCGCUUCGGUUUGUUGGUGGGUAUUGCAGGCGGGAUUCCCUCUGCCGAGCCUGGAAAAUUAGAUAUUCGCUUGGGAGACGUGGUGGUCAGCAAGCCGACAGAUACCUUUGGCGGAGUGGUACAGUUUGACCGGGGGAAGGUGAACCCCAACAGCACCUUCGAGCGAACCGGGUCGCUGAACAAGCCGCCGCCGAUUGUGCGGACAACGCUAGAGACACUAAUCGCGCAGCACAGCGUGAACGGGAACCAGCUGGACUACCAUCUGGGAGAGAUGCUGCGCAAGCACCCGGAGAUGCGAGACAGGAACUACGUCCACCAGGGCGAGGAGAAGGAUGUACUCUUCCAGUCGACGUACCCGCACCAACACCACAGGGGACCGGACUGCCAACGGUGCCGAGCGGAGAUGGUGGUGACGCGCCCGCCGCGCGGGUCCACGGCGCCGCAAAUCCACUACGGGACGAUCGGCUCGUCCAAUAUCUUGAUCAAGGACGCCGUCACGCGCGACGAGCUGCGGCGCGAGCUGGGCGUUAUCUGCGUCGAGAUGGAAGCCGCCGGGCUGAUGGACGUGCUGCCGUGUCUUGUUAUCCGGGGAAUCUGCGACUACGCCGAUUCGCAUAAACUGAAGACCUGGCAGCCGUACGCGGCGGCUACAGCUGCAGCGUUUGCCAAGGAAUUCCUCUCUGUUGUUCCAUAA
This is a messenger RNA of Penicilliopsis zonata CBS 506.65, 2871 nucleotides long. RefSeq lists its product as hypothetical. The coding region runs from base 1 to 2871 and encodes 956 amino acids. Lineage: Eukaryota; Fungi; Ascomycota; Eurotiomycetes; Eurotiales; Aspergillaceae. Gene Ontology annotation, biological process: nucleoside metabolic process. The transcript has 3 exons. Gene Ontology annotation, molecular function: catalytic activity. The record is from RefSeq and is a predicted model, not a curated record.